Rosa rugosa (rugosa rose) is the source of this 4095-nucleotide messenger RNA. Its product is annotated as TMV resistance protein N-like. The transcript has 5 exons. The coding region runs from base 291 to 3902 and encodes 1203 amino acids. Gene Ontology annotation, molecular function: protein binding; ADP binding. Gene Ontology annotation, biological process: signal transduction; defense response. NCBI's taxonomy places the organism in Eukaryota, Viridiplantae, Streptophyta, Magnoliopsida, Rosales, Rosaceae. The record is from RefSeq and is a predicted model, not a curated record.
GGGGGUGCAGAGAUAAAUCAGACCUUUGCAAGAGCAAUAUAAGGAUGGCAGAAUCAGACUCAAUUUCCAGAUUAGAAAUGAGCAAAUUCCUAGCAAUUUUAAGGCCAUAGUACAGCCCCCCAAACCAGCUAAUGUUUGCUGCUUCCCUAUAGGGAAGGCAAACCAGGAAACACGAUUGCAUGUCUUCCGUGAUAGUUAAUUCCAAGCCUUGAAAUUGUGUUGAAAGCUUCUCGGGUUACUCCUAUAUGACACGUACUCUUCCACAAGCAGGAAAGUAAGUUUCAUCGGAAAUGAGCACACAAAGAACCUCUCCAUCUUUGCCCCCUUCAACUCCUCAGUGGAAAUAUGAGGUUUUUCUGAGCUUUAGAGGUGAUGACACUCGCAAGGCUUUUACUGACCACUUAUACACUGCAUUGGAACAUCAAGGAAUCAUAACUUUCAGGGAUGAUCCUGAACUUCAGAAAGGGGAAGCUAUUUCUCCAGCACUAAUUGCUGCAAUUGAAGAAUCGAGAUUUGCUCUCAUUGUUCUCUCACAAAAUUAUGCAUCGUCAACAUGGUGCUUGGAUGAACUAGUGAGAAUUCUUGAAUGCAUGAAAGCAAGAAAAGCUGUGCUGCCAAUUUUCUAUGAUGUUGAUCCCUCUGUUGUACGAAAGCAAACAGGGAGUUUUAGAGAAGCCUUUGCUAAUCAUGAAGAAAGGUUUAGGGAUGACAAAGAGAAACUGAGAAGGUGGAGAUAUGCUUUGACAGAAGUGGCAAGUUUCUCAGGGUGGAAUUCAAAGGAAUGGUAUGAAUCAAAGCUCAUUAGAGAUAUUGUUGAAGUUAUAUGGACAAAAUUGCAACCUACAUCAUUCAGUUAUGCAGAAAAUCUAGUCGGAAUUUACUCAAGAUUGCAGCCAGUCAAUUUCCUUUUAGAUGUAGGGGUGGAUGACGUCCGCUUCAUUGGUAUAUGGGGAAUGGGCGGAAUUGGUAAGACUACUAUGGUAAGAGCGGUGUAUGAGAGAAUCUCUCGUGACUUUGAAUUUAGUUUCCUUCUUACCGAUGUGAGAAACUCUGUUGAAAAAAGUGGUCUACUUAAUUUACAAGAGCGACUUCUCUCUGGGAUCUGGACAAAGAAGGCCAACGUAUCAGACCCUCAUGAAGGAGCCACCAUUAUAAGGAGGUUGUUAGGUCACAAAAAAGUUCUCCUCAUUCUUGAUAAUGUGAACCAUUCAAGUCAUUUAGAAUAUUUGGCAGGAAACCAAGAGUGGUUUGGUUCAGGGAGUAGAGUGCUUAUCACAACUAGAAAUGAGCAUUUGUUGAUUAGACAUGGAGUGGAGAGAAGAUUGAAGGUCAAAGAAUUAAAUCAUGAUGAUUCUCUUCAGCUUUUUAGCUGGAAAGCAUUCAGAAGAGGUUACCCUGAAGAAGAUUUUCUUGGUUUGUCAGAAUCUGUUGUAAGUUAUGCCAAAGGUCUUCCUUUAGCUCUUGAAGUACUGGGUUCUUUUUUGCAUGGAAGAGAUCAAAGUGAAUGGAACAGUGCACUGGGGAAACUGGGAAGAGUUUGUAACUUGGAAAUCUUUGACAUACUUAAAAUAAGUUACAAUGAUCUAGAUUCUGAAGAGAAGAAAAUAUUCCUAGACAUUGCAUGUUUCUUUAACGGACAGGACAAAGAUCGAGUGACAGAAGUACUAACCAGCUGCAAUUUUUCUGCAAUUAUUGGAAUAAAAGUCCUCACGGAAAGAUCUCUCCUAACUCUUUCAAAUGGAAGACUAUGGAUGCAUGAUUUGCUCAGAGAAAUGGGUCACGAAAUUGUCCACCUGGAAUCUCCAAACGAGCCGGGCAGGUGCAGUAGAUUGUGGCUUCUUGAAGACGUCAAACAUGUCUUGACCCAAAAUACUGGAACUGAAGCAAUAGAAGGCAUAUUGGUGGACUCAACCGAGUCAGGAGUAGACGUGGACGUGACUCCGAAAUCAUUUUCAAUGAUGAACAAAUUGAGAUACCUGAAGAUUAAGAAUGGGAACCUACCUAAGGGGCUUGAUUAUCUUCCCAAUAGUUUACGGAUUCUUGAUUGGACGAUGUAUCCGUUAAAAUCUCUGCCAUCACAUUUCAACCCUCAAAAGUUGCUCGAACUCAGCUUGUCUCACAGUUGUAUUAAACAUGUUCGGUUAGGAACAGAGCCUUUAUACAAUUUGAAAACCAUUAAUCUGAGUCACUCUCUGAAUCUUGUCAACACCCCAGACUUCAAGGGUAUGCCAUAUCUCGAGAAUCUGUUUCUUGAAGGUUGUACAAGAUUGUAUAAGCUUGACCCAAGUAUUGAAGUGCUUGAAAGACUUACUGUGCUGAAUGUGAAAGAUUGCAAAAAUCUUGUGCAUUGUGCAAGCAGUGUACGCGGUUUAAAGUCUCUCAAAGUUCUUAAUCUUUCUGGUUGUUCAAAGGUUAACAAACUACCGAAUGACACGGGUCAUUUGGAGAGUUUGGAGGAGCUUUAUCUGAAUGGCACUAGCAUAAAACAACUACCUACGUCUGCUGAAAUGCUUGAAAGACUUUCUCUCUUAAACAUGGAAAAUUGCAAACAUCUUGUGUGUCUUCCAAGCAGUGUCGUAGGUGGCUUAAAAUCUCUGAAAGAUCUGAAUCUUUCUGGUUGCUCAAGGCUUGACAAAUUGCCAGAUGAGUUGGGUCAUAUUGCCUGUUUGGAGAAGCUUGUUGUGAGUGGAAGUGGCAUAAGAGAAGUGCCCUCCUCUAUUGGUGUUUUGAAAAACCUCAAAGAAUUAUCUAUUGCUAGAUGUAAAGCAGAGUCACCUAAAUCAUGGAAUAUGAUGUCCAAUCCCUUUCAGUUAUUGCGAAAAAGAAGCCCCAUUCUGGCUGGAUUGUCGUUGCCUUGUUUGUCUGGUUUGCAUUCAUUAACCAAACUAAAUCUAAGUGACUGCAAUCUUUCUGAAGAAGCAAUGCCCAGUGAUUUUGGAUGCUUGUCUUCAUUAAGAGAUUUAGAUCUCAGCAGAAAUCAAUUCUCAAGACUACCUGAGAGCAUCAACCAACUCUCUAAGCUUGAAUAUCUUAGCUUGUAUCGGUGCUGCAAGCUUCGGAGAUUACCAGAGCUUCCAUCUCAGGUAUGGGUAGACGCCGACAACUGCAUUUCAUUAGAUACGUUGGCCAGUCAAAUAGGACAAUACAAUUCGGUGCUACGAGGAAUCUUUGUUAACUGUUUCAAACUGGUGGAGAAUGAAAACUGUGAGAGUAUAGCAUUUUCAUUGUUAACACGCUACCUUAAGAGUAAAGCAUUUUCUGACCGUAGACAAUUUGAGUUUGUUGGUCCUGGAAAUGAAGUUCCAGAGUGGUACAAUCACCAAAGUGUGGGAUCUGUGAUAACUGUAGAGCUGCAUCCAGGGUGGUUUAGUAACAAAUUUAUGGGAUUCGCCUGGUGGGUCGUUUUUAGACUCCUCAAACCACUCCCGCCUUUGGUUUGGUGGUCCAUUAAUUGCAAACUGAGGGCCAAUGGAAAAGACGCCCCUCCCCAAAAUGGUCCAGAGUUUGGGGAAGAGUGGGGUCAACCUAUGUCAGAUCACAUUUGGUUCUUCUUUUUGCCCCGUGAUGAAUCCUUUUAUCGUAACUGGCAGGAUAUCUACUAUCAGCUUGUAUUCUCAUUUCAACCCCGCUACGAGGAUCCACGAAUAAUGAAUGAGGAAAUUGUGCAAGUGAAGAAGUGUGGGAUCCGUAUGGUAUAUGAGGAAGAUGUAGAGGAGCUUUGGGAAACAAAAUUGAAGCAAAGCAAUAUGGGCAUUAAUACCAAGCGAUGCCUUCAACACUAUGAUGAUGAUGGAGCAUCUAGUAGUGCAAGUGAGGCUCAUCCAAUAAGAAUUGAACAACUCCACCUUGACAGCGCAGGACCCAGCGGAACCCCUUAUAUUCAUGACAAGAAACAUGAUUAAUGCAUUUUUAUUCUGUGAAAACGAAGAGAAAACCUGGUUGUAUAAUCAUGGUUCAUGCCUACUGGUAGCUCGACGAAUCGACGAAGCAGCAAUAUUUGGUUAGUCCAAAAUUUUGAAUGUCUCUUUUAUUUUAUUGCUAUAUAUCUUGAAAAACAAAUUGCCACAAAAUUGGUAAUUACGAUAGACAAACGAA